AUGGCUUUUCUUGUGUUUGUUCUUUUCUCCCUCUUGGGUCUCUCUUCUGGUUCAUCGAUCUCAAGUGAUCGUUCCAUAUUGGACCUUGACCUAGCCAAGUACACCACACAGGAACAGGUGUGCCUAUUCCAACUAUGGAAGAAGGAGCAUGGACGGCUCUAUAGGAACAACGAAGAAGAGGCAAGAAGACUCGAGAUUUUCAAGAAUAACUUGAACUAUAUCAGGGACAUGAAUGCAAACAGAAAAUCACCCCAUUCCCAUCGUUUGGGGUUGAACAAGUUUACUGACAUUAGUCCUGAAGAGUUCAGCGAAAAGUACUUGCAAGAUCCGAAGGAUGUGUCACAGUCCAUCAACAUGGUCAACAAGAAAAUGAAGGAGGAACAACAUUCUUGUGACCACGCACCUGAAUCCUGGGAUUGGAGCAAAAAAGGUGUCAUCACAGAAGUAAAGUACCAAGGGCAGUGUGGAAGUGGUUGAGCAUUUUCUGCCAGGGGAGCCAUAGAAGCAAUACAUGCAAUAACAACAAGAAACCUUGUUAGCCUUUCCGAGCAAGAACUCGUAGAUUGUGUCGAUGCAAGUAAAGGUUGUUACAACGGAUGGAACUUUCAGUCAUUCCAAUGGGUAAAAGAUAAUGGUGGGAUUGCCACUGAAGAUGAUUAUCCUUACACAGCCAAAGAAGGUACCUGCAAAGCCAAUAAGAUACAAGAACCGGUUACGAUUGACGGGUUUGAAACUCUAAUACUGACAAAUGAUAGUACAGAAUCAGAGACAGAGAAAGCAUUGUUGUGUUCCACCCUUGAGCAACCAACUAGUGUGUCCAUUGAUUCAAAAGAUUUUUAUUUCUACAGUGAUGCCAAGGUGAAGACGAGCCAUCUAGAAUUAAUAAUCGAGACAGGUCAGUCUGUGUCAAAGGUUGAGAUGGUCCAUUUCGAGUCAUGGACGGCUCGGGUUGAUGAUCGAGACAGGCUAGUCCUUGCCGAUUGUUGA
Vigna angularis (adzuki bean) is the source of this 987-nucleotide messenger RNA. RefSeq names its product P34 probable thiol protease-like. Lineage: Eukaryota; Viridiplantae; Streptophyta; Magnoliopsida; Fabales; Fabaceae. Gene Ontology annotation, cellular component: lysosome. The record is from RefSeq and is a predicted model, not a curated record. Gene Ontology annotation, molecular function: cysteine-type endopeptidase activity.